UAUUUGUGUGUAUUGUGAGUGCUGCAGUCAGUAUUGAUGAUGGGUUUUCUCGUAAGAAGUUUAUAUUAUGAUACAGCGUGAGCGUGAUGUGACGCAUUUUGUCUGAAGGAGCAUCUUUCGUGCCGUAAGCUAGCUUUAGCCAGAGACGUUAACAGACACAGUAACGUCAACAGACAGAAAGAUGUCUGGAUUCAGCGCUGAGCUAAUAGAGUACCUGGAGGGAAGGAUAACAUUUGAGGAGUUUGACAAGCGUAGAGACGAGCGGAAAGCUAAGGAGAUGGAGGUAUCUGCUGAUGGGGAAGAUGCUGAAGAUGCCGAAGAUGUGGAGGAUGAUGCUCAGCCCACUACCUCUAUACAAAUCCCGGGAAAAAUUGAGGAGGGAGUCAGUCCGGGCGUCCAGCUGGCUUUUGCCUCCAUGCUGGAAGAAAGGCCAGAACCACCAUCCUCAGAAGAGGACGAGGAAGAGGAGGACAGCUUGAGCUAUGUUGAUGAUGAAGAUGAUAAGGACUACAAGGUGGAGGAAGACGAGCGGCGGAAGGUGGAGGUGGAGGACCAGGAGGAGGAGACAGAGAAGAAGCCAAAGCGAAGGGGGAGAGGAGGGAGAGGACGGAAAGGACGGAGAAACAGGAACAGGAAGAGGAGAGGAUUGGAUGAGGAAGACGAGGAUGUGACAGUGGGGGACGUGUUCGCGCUGGAGAUGGAGCUGAACCGGGAAAACAAGAAGAUGAUGAGGGAGCGACGUCAUCGCAGCAAACUGCCCCGAGCUUUGAGAGGCUUGAUGGGAGAAGCCAACAUCCGCUACGCCAGAGGAGAGAAAGAGGACGCCAUCCUGAUGUGCAUGGAGAUCAUAAGACAGGCUCCUCUGGCCUAUGAGCCUUUCUCCACGUUGGCUAUGAUCUACGAGGAUGAUGAAGACAUGGACAAAGCGCUGCAGUUUGGUCUGAUCGCCGCCCACCUGAACCCCUCAGACUGUGACGAGUGGAUCAGACUGGCAGAAAUGUCUCUGGAGCAGGACAACAUCCGACAGGCCAUCGUCUGUUACACAAAGGCCAUUAAGUAUGACCCCACAAACAUACGCUAUGUGUGGGAGCGCUCCAGCCUCCACAUGCGUCUGGGCGAGCACAGACAGUGCAUGGACGGCUACCGCAGGAUCCUGUCACUGCUGCCGAUGGAGGACGGAGAACACUUCAUGCAGCUCUCCAAGGACAUGGCCAAAAGUUACUAUGAGAGUAAUGACUUGCCCUCAGCUCUGGGUGUAAUAGAGGAAGCUCUGGAGCGACACCCCAGCCUGGUCAGCGAUGACUUCAUCAACAUGGCAGCUGAACUCUAUAUCGCCAACCGCCAGUACAACAAGGCCCUGCAGGUCUUAGUUCAGUUUGCAGGUAUACUUUUGGUCAGGGUUGAAUCCAAAGUAGAGGCUGAAGUAUCAGAACAAGAGGAAAAAGUGGCAGAGAAGAUGGAUGAGGGACAAGAUCAGAACAAGGAAGAAUGCACAAAGUUGAAGACUGUAGAAGAAAAGGCUAAAGAAGAGAAUGGUGAUAUUCAGGAUGUGCAGGUACCAGACAGUGUCCCAGUGGACCUGAGGGCCAAGCUAAUUGUCUGCCUCAUACACCUGCGUGUCCUCACACCCUUGGAGGGACUUGUGUCAACGCUGAUGGAGCAGAGUCCAGAGGAGAUUGGUGACUUAUACCUGGAUGUAGGUGAAGCCUACUUGGAAGAGGGCGAGUACAUGACUGCUCUGCCUCUGCUGUCAGCCCUCAUCAUAUCCGAGAAGUACAACCUGGCUGUCGUCUGGCUCCGACAUGCAGAGUGUCUGAAGGCGCUGGGCCAAAUGGAGGCGGCGGCCGAGAGCUAUACUAAGGUGGUGGAAAUGGCUCCGCUGCACCUGGAGGCUCGGCUCUCACUGGCCACUCUGCAGCAGCAGCUUGGCCGGCCGGAGUGUGCCCUCAAGGCGCUGGAGUCCAUGUAUGACAGUGACACGUUGGCACAGGACUCGUCAGCCUCGCAAAAGGAAUUAAAGCUGCUGCUGCAUCGUUCCACACUGCUGAAGACUCAGGGACAAACCCAGGACUACCUGGAUGCUAUGAUCACUAUGAUCUCCAUGCUUCUAAAGGUGGCCAUGCAGCGAGCUAAGGUGUGUGUGCGCUCUGUAAUCGUGUCAGGCAAGAAUCACCUGAGAAUAGUGAAGGCCAAAGGCUCACUGCCAGAGAUUGCUGACCAUGAAGCAGCUUAUCUGGACAACACUGGUAAAACCAAUGUUUUGUCCAGAGAAGACUGGUGGCAGCUGCUGGUGAGCUGCGUGCUCACACUGUGUGAGGCGGAGCGCUACGAGGAGGCCGAGCUGCUGGUCGAGUCCGCCAUGGAGUUCUACUCCUUCUACGACAACAAGCCCAGGAGGAAGGAGAUGGAGUUCUUCGGCCUGUCCGCAACCAUCCUCGACCACAACUACUACAAGGCCUACAACUACAUCAGAUUAAUGCUGAUGGAAAAUGUGGAUCUGCCUCAGCUUUGGAAUAUUUUCAACCAGCUGACAAUUACCUCUCAGCACCAGCGCCACCAUCGCUUCUGCCUGCGUCUGCUGCUAAAACAUCCUGACAACCAUGCCCUGUGUGUUCUCUGCGGACACAACGCCAUGGUGUCUGGGAGCUUCAAACAUGCUUUAGGCCAGUAUGUUCAGGCCUUCCAGACUCACCCCAGCAACCCACUCUACAGCCUGUGUGUGGGUCUCACCUUCUUCCACAUGGCAUCUCAGAAAUAUGUCGCCAAACGACACGCGUUAGUGCUGCAGGGUUUCUCCUUUCUGUGGCGGUAUGUGGAGCUGCGUGGAGAGUGUCAGGAGAGCAUGUAUAACCUGGGCAGAGCGCUGCACCAGAUGGGCCUCACACAUUUGGCCUUACAUUACUACCAGAAGGCACUUGCAAAGCCUCCUCUGAAGCUGGAGGGUAUCCCUGAAGAUCAGGUGGAUCUAAGGAGGGAAAUUGCCUUCAACCUCUCUCUCAUCUAUCAGGCCAGCGGGAACAUGGACAUGGCCCGCCAGCUCAUCAACACAUACUGCAUUGUUUGACAUAGCACACAAUUGGUUCAUUAUCUUUGCCAGUGUUUUUGAUUAUUAAUUUUGGGCCUCAUAUCCAAUCCUUGCGAAUGCUGCCUUUUAGAAAAAUAUGGAGGACUAAAAAUGAUUUAUUCAUGAAGUAACAAAUACAUAAAUAAGUACUGAAAUAAACAAAUAUUUAAUUAACAAAUUAAUAAAUAUUUCUGCAAAUUACAACUACUUCUGUUAUCUCUACAAUAUUUUUUUAAAAUGUAUUUAUGGUCCUAUGAGAUGCAUUAUUUGCAUGUUAGUGGUGAAGUUAUGAAAUGGUCAGCAUGGUCUGGUUAUUUAUUGUCAAAUGAACAACAAUUGCAAGAGCAGAUGUUACCUCAUUAACAGAUGGAGGUACAGAAAAUAAAGUAAAAAUUGUA
Molecule: messenger RNA, 3462 nt
Organism: Plectropomus leopardus (leopard coralgrouper)
Lineage: Eukaryota; Metazoa; Chordata; Actinopteri; Perciformes; Serranidae
Gene: gtf3c3
Product: general transcription factor IIIC, polypeptide 3
Biological process (GO): transcription by RNA polymerase III
Cellular component (GO): transcription factor TFIIIC complex
Molecular function (GO): protein binding
Source: RefSeq, a predicted model, not a curated record